Messenger RNA from Eruca vesicaria subsp. sativa (arugula), 739 nucleotides. The record is from the annotation of a GenBank genome assembly. Lineage: Eukaryota; Viridiplantae; Streptophyta; Magnoliopsida; Brassicales; Brassicaceae.
AUGCCGAACUUUGCUGAAGUCUACAGAUUUAUUGGAAGUGUCUUUGAUCCCACCACAUCAGGUCACCUCCACAUAUUGAAGCAGAUGGAUCCAAUAAAUAUGGAGACGAUAUUGGAAAAAGCAACAAAGGACCUUGAAAGAGCCAGAGAUACUCAUUCACUGGAAAUAGAGGUUGAGUUUUCAUUGGAUGAGCAAACGCACUGGUUUGUCCAAGCACGACCCAAUAUUGUGGAGAGCACCAACGGUAGUCAUGAUCUUCAGAUGGUGAAAAUUGGACUUAAGGUUCUCACACGUCCCAUGGGUGACCGCUUGCCUCAUAUUUACCGAACCCUAGGCGAUAAUUACAGUGAAAGGCUUCUUCCUUCCAUCAUCCAUGAAACUCUAAAAGCUAUAGUGGCUCAGAACAUUGCAAGCGAGCUCAUCACUCAGAGAGAAAUUGUGAGCAGAGAGAUACGCAAGAUUUUGACAGAGAGAGCUUCCAACUUCGACAUGAUGUCUCCAUCACUACGCUCACAUUUGGCAAAGAAGUUCACCGCUGCAAUCAAAGCUAAACAAGUGGCUGCACAGGAAGCUGAACGUGCUAAGUUCAUUGUGGAGAAAGCAGAGCAAGACAAGAGAAGUGUUGUUAUCCGUGCACAGGGAGAAGCUAAAAGUGCUCAACUUUGCGCUAAAUUUUUUUUUUUAAAACAAUGUACAUUAUAUCACGCAAGAGAUCAACAAAAGUUAUGGACUCAGGUGA